This is a messenger RNA of Sipha flava (yellow sugarcane aphid), 1070 nucleotides long. RefSeq names its product EKC/KEOPS complex subunit bud32 (gene Prpk). Gene Ontology annotation, molecular function: protein serine/threonine kinase activity; ATP binding. Gene Ontology annotation, cellular component: EKC/KEOPS complex; nucleus; cytosol. The transcript has 2 exons. The record is from RefSeq and is a predicted model, not a curated record. Gene Ontology annotation, biological process: protein phosphorylation. The coding region runs from base 366 to 1013 and encodes 215 amino acids. Lineage: Eukaryota; Metazoa; Arthropoda; Insecta; Hemiptera; Aphididae.
CGGAGCGAGGCACACAGAAGCUAGUUAAUAUAUAAAAAAAUUAAUAAUUACAAAUAUUUGGUUAACAGGUCAAUGUUACCCGGUCUAGAAUAUUUUCUAAUUUCUGUGGUUUAAAUAUAUGGUUACUUGGUUCAUGCCAUUGUAUAAACAUUGAAUAUUUUUCAUCAAUUGUAUUGUACAGUAGUUUAUAGGUUAGUUUAAAAUUUUCAUGAUAAAUGACAAUGCAAAAAGUAAACAAUAAUCUUUAGUUUUCGUUGUUACGCAUUCACCAAAAAAUCGUUUCCUCUAAUUCGUAAAACAUUUUAAGUAUUUAUUCUUGAACCGUCUAAAUCGUUUGAUUGUAAAUUGCAUAAAUCAUCCCAAUUAUGGAGUUAUAUAAACAAGGAGCAGAAUCAAAAAUAUAUUCUACAAUAUAUUUAGAUCGGAAAGCUAUUGUAAAAGAACGAUUUUCUAAACAAUAUAGAAAUAAAUUGUUGGAUCAAACUUUACGAAAAGAACGUACUAAAGCUGAAUCCAAAGCUAUUUUAAAAUGUAAACAAGGUGGAAUUGUUACUCCUGCUAUAUACUCCUUAGAUUUAAAUGACUGUAAAAUAACAAUGGAAAAAAUAAAUGGUCAAACAAUUAAUGACUAUCUGAUUAAUAUGAGAAAUAAGAAAGAUGAUAAUGCUAAGUUAACAAGUAUAUUGAUGAACAUCGGGGGUAUUGUUGGAAAAAUGCAUUCUAUUGGAGUAUUUCAUGGCGAUCUUACAACUUCUAACAUAUUAAAAAUGGAAGAUGAUACUUUGGCGUUAAUUGAUUUUGGCCUAAGCCAUUUUAAUCCAAGUAUUGAAGAUAAAGCUGUGGACAUAUAUGUUUUGGAACGUGCAUUUACCAGUACACAUUCAUAUUUUACACAUUUUUUUGCAGCAAUUUUAGAUGGUUAUAAGAAUGCUUAUAAAUCAAAUGUUCAAGCUGUAAUUGAUCAAUAUCAAAAUGUUCGAGCUCGAGGUCGUAAACGUGAAAUGAUUGGCUAGUUUAUUAAUUUUGUAUGCAUUUUAAAUAUUUUCAAAAUAAAAACUAUUUCAUUUUAA